Molecule: messenger RNA, 6086 nt
Organism: Lepisosteus oculatus (spotted gar)
Lineage: Eukaryota; Metazoa; Chordata; Actinopteri; Semionotiformes; Lepisosteidae
Gene: ism2a
Product: isthmin 2a
Source: RefSeq, a predicted model, not a curated record
UGCAGCAGGGCUCGAUCUCAACCUGAGCACAGGAAAGUGGGAGAGUCUCUUCCCGGGAAAGGAGCGAGAGGGCUUCAUUAAUUCUAAAGGCACCAUCGUUUUCCAUUAAAAUCCGAAGAAAACGUGUUUGGUUUUGGAUACUGAACAAUCAAGACCACAGCUUAAGAGUUGCGUUUUAACGCGGGUCUCAUAGAGCUCCAUCCAGAUGUCACCGCGCUGGGUGUAAAACAACCCGUGAAGUUUCCGAAACUUACUAUUCUGUGCAGAAACCUGUCCAGACGCGGACUGGAGAGGCGAAGUGCAGACAAGAUCGUCUUCUGUCAAAUGGAAAGCCAAAAAAUCAGACCAGCGAGGUAACGAAGGGGUGCAAAGAUUUUUUUUUUUAUUUCAUCGAUACACACUUGGAGAGAGACGCACGUAGCUCUCGCAUCAACGGGUUACCACAUGGACAGGCAUCAGAGACGGACGAAUAAGCAAAAACGUUUUAAAUACCAGCGCAAAAGUUUGAAAGAACAUCAGAGAAGCAAAGACUGAGAAGCUCGCCGUGCAACAACACUGAUCCCGCAGAUACACCCCAGAACGAACUUCUAGGGGGACUGUGAAUUCAGUGAAUUGCAUUAUAUUGUUGCCUAUCAAUUAAAAGCUUUGCUUUUUUCAGAUAUUUUUUUUAAAUGAAAGCUUAGCUUUUUUUUUGUGGGGGUACAAGAAUACAUUACGCUCCCCAGAAGAACAGCCUGGCACCGCAGAGGAAAGGGGGAGAGAAAACGAGAGUCCUUCGGAAGUGCCCAAAGGCUGGGAAAGAGAUCAGAGCUUUCUCGGGAGGACACGAGUGCCGCGGCCGGGGAUCAGGUCGUGGGGUGUCCGCGGAUCAGCCUGCGAGCCUCGGUGCAGCUGUGUGUUCGCGCAACCCGCAGAGACAUGCACGGCCUCCGGAGGCACGAUAGUCUGUUGCUGUGGGUCGCCCUCCUCGCCCUCUCCCUGGCGCUGGUCAAGGGGUUCCCCGCAAGGAAACACAAAAACAGCACCCCGAAGGUCAGGGGCACCAUUUUCUUGGAGCGGGCGGAGUCCGUGCCCAGGGCUGCCCAGCAGGGGGCUGAGAACACGCAGCAUCCGAACCAGGUGAAGAGCCUCCUGUCCUCCUCGCGACGGCACAAGCGCAGGUGGUCCCAGCGCCGGCUCGCCCCCGAUGCCGAGGAGACAAACCCCUUCGUCCUGGAUCUGCGGAACUUCCCGGAUCUGGCCAAUGCUGACCUCAACUCCCAGAACCCCAAUAUCCAGGUCACCAUCGAGGUCGUGGAUGACCCUCAGACCGAGAUCGAGAUGGACCUGCUCGAGGAGAGCCGGAACGACUGGCCGCUGUCUUCGGUGGACUGGCUGGGGGAUAAGAAGCUGUUCUGGCCCCUGUUCUGGGAGUACCCCGACUCGCAGGAGGCCAGCCUGGAGGACACGCGGGAGGAUCACACCCUGGAGUACGACAGCGAGGAGUCCGCCCUGAGCGGCGUCGGGGGAGACUGGGACAGCUCGUGGCACAAGGGCUGGGACUCCAAGGACACUUACGAGUAUGAGGAGGAGGAGUGGAGCGCCUGGUCCUCCUGCAGUGUGACCUGCGGCUCUGGGAACCAGACAAGAACGCGGUCCUGCGGUUAUGCCUGUACAGCCACUGAGUCCCGGACCUGCGACCUGGAGCGAUGUCCAGACGAUGUGAAUGCAGUGACCGAUCUCAUGCCCUACGGGACUGAGAAUAGCACGGAGCUCUUCGAUGCAGAUGUCGACAGCUGCGAGAAAUGGCUGAACUGUAAAAGCGACUUCUUGCAGAAGUACCUCCACCAGGUGCUGACCGAACUGCCCAGCUGCCCUUGCACCUACCCGUCCGAAGUCGUCUACAGUGCGGUCAAUAUCUUCGACGAGAAGCUGAAGAAGACGUUCCGCUGGCGCGACGCCAGCGGCCCCAAGGAGCGCCUGGACAUUUACAAGCCCACAGCGAAGUUCUGCGUGCGCUCCAUGCUGUCCUUCGACAGCACCACUUUGGCAGCGCAGCACUGCUGCUACAACGACCACAUGAAGCUCAUAACCCGGGGGAAGGGGGCUGGAGCGCCAGACCUCAUCAGCACCGAGUUCUCGCCCGAGCUGCACUACAAAGUGGACGUGCUCCCUUGGAUCCUGUGCAAGGGGGACUGGAGCAAGUUCCACGCCGUCCGCCCGCCCAACAACGGGCUCCGGUGCGCCGAGAACCCGCCGGAGGACGUGUACAUGAACGAGCUGGGGGAGGCGAGAGAAUACUGAAUCCACCCCAUCAAAAGGAACCCGCUCGCAAAUUUGCUACCAUAAUGUUGCACGUCGAAAAAGAAACAGCUCUCUAAAUGUUGCCAGGUCCACAGCAUCCAGCGUGGAAUCGAUUCCCUUUUCUUUCUGUGGAAUGCUCUUCCAUCUGUGUGUGUGAGUACGAGUGUUGUGGGUGGGAUCGUGUUUGUUCACAGAGCCAUUGCUGUCAAAACAGAUACUUUUUAUUCAUUUGCAAAUCCCACCCCUCCCCCUGCUUUCAUGUUACUGGAGUAUGUUGGACGAUUGACUUUGGACUUGAAAGGAUUUUCUAUUUCUGAUGUGGCAGGCUAGUAAAUUAUUACAGGAAAGGUAAUAGCAGGAGUGGGUUUCCAGCAAUUGAUGAUUGUUUGGGAGAAGAAUGAGCACCAUUGCUGUGAAAUCAUGGUGGGUAAGACAUCAGAAAGUGCUUAGAAAGCAGCCUGAGCUGAAGGAGAAGCCUUUCUUCACCAGUUUCUUUCACAGGAUACGGUGUGCUGCUACAAAGUAUGAACGGGGAACUCGCCGUGUCAGUGAAGAAAGGACACAGGUUGUCAAUUGAUAUCUCUGGGAACACGGGCAUUCAGUAUUUAUUUGAUCCACAUGGAAACAUUUCAAACACUAAAGUUUCGUGAAAGGAAUUCCAGUCAAGCUGCUAAGAUUUCGGUGAAUUCAAACAGAAUCUCCCCAGAUGUAAGGCUGCUGUUGGCUCAUCUCCAGUCUCUGCAGGAACAAUCCCGAUAGAUCACAGGCGGACAGUCUCUCAAAGGUUUUGGGUUUUUUUGUUCAGUUAUUACAAGGAAAAUGAAGCCUUUAAAAAAUAUAUCAACCUGUUCUUAAAUUACAUCUUAAAACUCUUCAUCUCUUGUAGCAAAAGUGGUAUUAAGAUAGAAAUGAAUUUUAAAAAUAGAUGUGGGGAAGAACAGUACACAUGGGUAUGAAAUGAGCGGAUGUUUUCUUUUUAUAAAGGGAUUGGGAAUUUAGGACCGCGCAUGAUUCUCUGUAAACACAAUGAGUGGGUUUUAAAAUGUGUCAGAUGAUGCUGUUUAUUUAAUAGAUAUAAAAAAACACAGUUAAUUGUAUUGAAGCAUUUGAGACACAGUCGAUUUUUAAGUGUCAGCUGUCCGUCUUUGGAUAUGAUUAGAUGAAGUUGGUUCAAAACUCGAAUCUUCAGAAUUCUGGCAGCUUUAGCAGUGGGGUCCCCUGAGGAGUCAUGUCACCAGUAUUUAACGGUCUAGGUGCCCAUGUCAUAGUGACGCAAAGCUGCGCUCUAGCAGAAUGGAUUUAUAAUAUCGGGAGAAGAACCAGAUUCCAUUGGAGUACUGUGGUUUUUCUUCAGUGUUGGCACACAGUACAGUCCUAGGAAAAUCCAUCCCUGUUUUUAUUUGUUAAAUGUUUCACUUUCUUCCAUGAGGUGAUGCUUUGUAAAGUAAUAGGGGGCUUCACAGUGCUUCUCAGACAUCAUUUCGAAUCUCUGGAUUGCCAUCAAAGGACUGUGCUAUGCAGAAUGUUGUUUUAAAGCCUCAAUCCUGCCAUUCAGCCUGGGUUGUGGUACAGAGAGGUCCUGGUAUAGAGCGAAGGUGAACUUAUUUUUAAAGCCUUGUGUUGACAGAAUCCUGUCUUAUCCAGGAAGAACGUUUUUCAGCUCUAGUUUUGUUCCACUGUUUCACACUUUUGUGGAUUCUGACAUUUGGACAUCUUGUACACAUCUGUUUUCCUUUAAAAAAAAACAUCAAGACAGGUCUUCUGUGGUGCUACUUUGGUUAGCCAUAGUGCACUUUGGUAUUUUGACUACAGUUUUAUGCAGACGUUUGGGCACCCCUGGCCAAAUUACAUGUUUUGAUGAUUUUCUAAGUGAAAAGAAGUUAAUACUACUAUAUUUAAAGAAAAUUUAAAAGUUCUAAUCCUGUGCAGACAUUCUUGCAACAUACAUUGACACUCUCCUCUGUCAUUGAACAGAACAGCUUUAAAGAAGUCUGUCCCAGAGCUUUAAACACAGACCAGGUGCUGAAAAAAUGAGUCGUUGAAGUAUGUGAACCUUCAUCUUUCUGUUUGUUUUCAUGAGGAAAUAUUUCACUAGUCUUCUUAGCGUGGAUGUAACUUGACUUAUACAAUUUAAUCAGUGUGACUAUAGUUUGUGGGGUAAUGUAUAGAUACAGAGAAGUCUAUCAAUAAAUUACUCCAUAUUUUUCAAUUGUGACUUUAUCUUUAAGGAUGUAACAACUGUGUGGAGUUGAUAGGAAAUACCUGUGGCAAUUUUAGAAGGGUAUAAUGCAAAGGAUCCUGCGUCUGGUGUUUUUGUUACAGAUUUUUAGCCAAUGCUUAGUCUGAUGGGUUUUUAAACAUGUGAGCAAUACAGAUGACAGGCGCCUCUUUUAAUUCCCAUGCACCCUGUAUUGACAUACUAUCUUCUCUUACAUAUUACUUUUCAGAUUAAACAGGAAUAGUGCUGACACCACAGAACAUUUUAUCUUCUCUCGUACAUCUCAAAACUGCAGUCAGCAUGUUGCAUUAUGUGGCCCCUGAGUACUCUUAAGCUAGUGCUAAGGGAUCUUUCUGACUGGAACAGCAUAUUGAUGAUCUGAAAAAGACGGACAUCUAACUUCUAACUGGAUUCACUGAUGUUUGCUUUGGAUUGGGUUCCCUGCAGAACAAUUGUUUCAAAACCAUUUCCCUCUGUUUCUCAUCACCAGAGAGUGGCUGAGCAUUCUCUCUUAUAAGGUCAACAUAAGUUUCUGAUCCACAAAACCAGGAAAGGGACAGAACGGUGCGAAAUCUUCAGGGCAUAGUGAGGACUUCAGCGAUUUCACACAGCUCUUUUCUUCAGGGAUUAGGGGUGUAGAUCCACACCUAAACCCUUUGGAAAUGUAAUUUAAAAAAAUAGUGUAAAAAAGAUGUUCCAUUUGCCAUCUCCAGAAAUGUUACUCUACAACAAUUUUGUUUAAAGUAACUAAACUGCAGGUCUUUAUGUGAGUCAGCCAGGUGUUGCCCUAGUUACCCAAGAGCACAGAGAGCUUCUGGAAAACCAGGAUUCCUGUUAAAGCCUUUGAGACACACCAGAGGUGUGGUAAUGUGUAAAACAAAGCCGUCUUCAUUCUUCUGGGCAUGUGUUGAAUCACGACAGUAGCUUGUAGUGGGUCUUCAAGCUUUAAAAUGAAUUGGAGUUUCUUGUUUAUGGGACCUCUGCAUUGCUUACAUGGGACAAGGAUAAGUUUCCACUGGGUGUGGAUUCUGAAUACAGAAUUCAGAAAAAUGUUGAAAGUUUAAGCUACAAAUGUCUUAUUGGGAAUAAAAAAUGUCAGAUUACAGUUAAUCAUAUUGUGAUUAUAUUUUUCAGGAAAGGCACUUUAUUUAAAGUAUAUAUAUAUAAAUUUUAAAAUGUACCAGCAUUUUGUAAUUUGUGUUUGUGUUACUAUUGUAAAGGGAUAACUCACAAAAAUGCUGCAUUUUAUGUUUAAAAUAUUUUGUAUGUUAUGUAAGUAUUGUUAGCAUGGUGUAUUUUGCUUUUUUAAGAUUGGUAUUAGAUAUAUUUCUGUACAGUAUUUAUUGUUAAUGAUUGCUUGAGCUUUAGAAGAGAUAUUCGGAUUAUUCUAUGACACUGAAGAUGCACUACAAUUGAAAGUGAAUAAAUACAUCUCUAAAGGGAUCUCUGCUAUGGAAAAAGGGAAUCCAUUUGCAUAUACCACAUCAUGUCAAUAAAAUGUUUUAUUAAAUAUAACUUUUAAUUGUAGUUUUUUUUUUCUUUUUUGCAAAUUAAAAUUGUGCUGUGACAACAGUAAUAAAGAUGU